This is a messenger RNA of Pocillopora verrucosa, 4198 nucleotides long. RefSeq names its product DC-STAMP domain-containing protein 2. Gene Ontology annotation, molecular function: protein binding. The record is from RefSeq and is a predicted model, not a curated record. Lineage: Eukaryota; Metazoa; Cnidaria; Anthozoa; Scleractinia; Pocilloporidae. Gene Ontology annotation, cellular component: membrane.
UGCAACAACAUAGUGAAACAACAGCUGUGUCUCUCGAUGGGCGUCAAACAUUUUCCGCGCUGGAGAACAGAUCCAUAGCUGAGUGAUUUGUGAAAGCUAAAGAUCAAGUGUUUUACAAGCGAUCAAGCAGAACCAAUAAGAUGUGGCGUGAGUGAAGUCAGCUGGAAAACCGGUCAUGUGAUGCGAUAUGAAAACAACACUUCCAACUCUUUUGUUUAGUGGAUUCAAAUUCAAACAAGCGAGCGAAAUGAGAACCCAGCGACGUUCGUGAAAUAAAUCGUUUUUAAUUCUCUGUCAUCAAAAUUCUAGACAUCAUGGACGGCUUAUAUCUUAAAAUAACUCAAGAUUUUACCCCCGAUGCUAAGGAAGCCAGGUUUGGUGGCAAAGACUCGCCGAUGGCAGUUGAGAAAGGUGAUAUUAUUUUCGACGUUCGUAAAAGAGGAGACGGAUGGAUGUAUGGCAAAAAUUUGAACAGUGGAAAAACAGGAAAAUUUCCUGAGAGCUGUGCGGCAAAACUGACUGGAAAUAACAAAAAAGGGAGCGGUUCAGGAAGUCCUGAUACAGAUACUAAUAGCGAGGAAAAACCUGCUGCAAAAGAUGACAAGAAACCCGCGUGGCUUCAAAAUAGAACAACUACGCCUUCAGUUAGAAAAACACCGCUUUACCCGAAACCAUUUGCCGGAAGCAUGAAACAACCACAAGAGAAAGAGGAACGAAAGGAAACUUCGGGGGACUCAGGAGUUGUAGAAGAUUCUGUAGAUGGAAAUUAUUGUAACGAUGAUGAGAAGCCAGCGAAGCGAGACGUUUCGAAAACCGGAAAUCUAAUGAAAGAUGAUAAACAGGAGCCAAAGUUUGUUCCUAGAUCACUCCAGACACUUCAGAAACAGAAACCAGAGUCCAGUGCGACUGAAACAGAAAAAGAACCGCCUAAAGCGAUUGGAAGGCCUUUCAGAUUGAAUUUAAAUAAGAAUGGUGACAGUUUAAAGUCCACAGAAACGAAAGCGGCCCCACGAGUGGACACGAAAAAUCAACCGACAGCAGCUUCUGCGAAGGAUUCUCUGCGAUCUAAGCCCACGCCGAAUAAAGAUUACAACGAGGACGGAAACUACGAACCCAUAGAAAAAAGUAAGGAGACAAAACCCCAACUGAAAGAGACGGUCAAGAAUAGUAAACCGAAGGAAGAGACUAGACCAGCACAAAGCCAGCCGGUUAAAAUUAACCCGAUAGAAAACGCGAAGAAAUCUGGCGAGAAAAAUCAAUCAAACGUGACCAACAAACGCGCUGCUGGGGGCGCUGCAGUUAAUAUUCAAGAGAACCCACUGUCGAAGGACGAAGCGAGUAUUUAUCAAGUCCCCAACGUGGCUUUACCACCUAAACCUGCCCGAUCAAACGAUCAAGGCUGUGUAGAGUGUAACGAACCACAUAUCUACGAUACACCGAUGCAUUACAAAACACCACCAUCGUCGCCUUCAACGAAGAAGCGAGGGAAAGAUGAAACAACGGCCGAGAAACCGAAAGACAAAAAUAAGAAAUCAAAAGGUGGUUCAACAGCUCUGAAGCCAACAUCAUCCGUAAUCAGGAAGACCAAAGAGCAUAUGAAGAACAGAAUGGCUUCGUAUGAGAGCAUAGAUACAGAAGGCAAGCGCUCUACGGAGAACAUCAAGGAUGCAGGACUUGCAGCAAAGGAGACCAAAGAAAAACUACUUGCGCCAAAAAGGCGACCGAAGUUACGAAUUUUACUCGGCAUAUUUUUAGGAUUACUUCUGGGUGUGUUCAUAUUUUUGACAUUGUUUCUCCUGGCUCAUUUGCACGUUGUCACUAGCAUCGUUUCCGCUCUUAUAGUCGGUUUUGUUGUGGGAACAAUUUUCGGAUUUCUCGAUAAGAGGCGUCUUCAAUGCAUCGCCUUACUGGUUUUCCCAAGCUUAUUUGCAUGUGGAGGGAAAAUUUCUGUCUGGUUGCUGAUCACAUUUUUUGUCCUUUCUGGUCCAAUGUGCAAUUUUAUUGAGAAUGUACGCCUGGUCACCCUUCAUAGAGCUUGCCUAAUGGACACUGGACAGUUAGCAAACAAUAGCAGUGGUAACCCAACCAGACUUGUUCUAGUUGAUAAAAAUAAUCCUGCUGUUGUACAACGUUUGGUAAUGUACGAAAACAUUUCACACGAACUGCAAAAAUACAUGAAUUAUUCCCUGUUGUCAUCAGCUGAUGCUGCAGAUAACAAUUCAUCUGAACUAAUUUGCAUAAGUACUCUGAGGCGCACAUUCAACAUCUGCUCCUCUGAGAUCGAUAACAUGUACAGCCAAUGUACGAAACUAAACAAACCACCAAACUGUGAAUUUCUUACGCCUAGGAACGCUUGUGAUCACCUCACAGACAACCGGAUUAAAGAAACGUGCAAAGACAUCAGCAGCGCGAGUUAUCACAAGUUAUCGCAAAUUGAUAAAAUAAUUGGACGUUUCCCUGGGCGGAUGGCAACAGAAGAUAUUAUCACGGACAAAAAUAACACUAUUAUCGCAGCAGGGGAGCCUUGUGACUUUGUCCAUAUCAUAACUCUCUUGUUGCCUUUAUUGGUUUUACUUGUAUUGUACGAAGCAUACAGUUAUCACAAGUGGUAUCUUUCUUGCAAUGAGUUCGACAAUCACUACCUCACGCUUCGCUUCAAGUCAAUCGAGGACAUGCGCAAGUCGAGCGGAGCCGUUGACUUACUGGUUCCUCUGAAAAAAGCCGAGCUACAGAGAUUCGUUCAACCAACUGGCUGCCAACUGGCUAAGAGCGAGAAAGGAAGCAUGCUGAAAUACUUGCUGUUUUACUUCGUUUAUUUAAUUUUUGCUCUUAUGAUCAUUCUAUUAGAUCAUUACUUUUAUCUUGUUAUCACUCGAGAGGAACCGCUGUCCAAUAUUCCCAGUAGGUGCGCUGGGAAACUCAAGAGGCUGAACGAGUCUUACGUCAUCAUCUUGUCAACUCUUCUAGGAGUUCUGCUCUUGAUAAUCCUUCUCCAAGCAUUUAUCCUUCGGCUUCGCCGUUUGAUUGCGUCGCGUUUUUACCCCAGACGGGAGAGAAAACGCAUUGCUUACCUGUACUACAAACUGCUUGAAGAACGCAAGAUGUUUUACAAAUCUGUCAUUGAAAAGAUGAACAACUUCUCUGAAGAAAAUGAAACACUCAACAGGUUGGACGCAGUACUGGUUCUGUGUAAUAAUUUCAGCUGGAUUAAAACUUUGUUCGAGUUUGUUGGAGUCAGUAUUCAAAGAUGUUCUGUAUGUGGCACUGGACUUAACAGGAAGUACCUGCACUGUGACACCGAGGACUGUGGCGUCUAUUACUGCCGAACGUGCUUCUGGGACCUGGAAAAUAAGUGUCUCGGCUGCAUGAGCAACAGCAAGAUGACGUCACGAUCAUCGAGCAUGAGUGGUCAGUCACAGAGAAGAAAGAACGAUUAUGUUAAACCUGUUUGAAGAUACUUCUUCUCGAUAGCUUAAAAUAAACUCUCGAUACCGCGUUGAAAAAACAGGUUUUAACGAGUAGUUAGACAUAUGAAUGUGCUUGAACUUUAUAUGCGCAUUUUGAAAAUAUUUAAUUUGAACAUAUGACAUUUCAACGCGGUUUGUUUUUAUUGCUCUAUUUAAACGUAAAUCGGUCCAAGUGUCACACUCUUCGCUUUUCAACACCAGAAAUUAUAUUAAUUUGCCAGGACUAAGGAUUUCUAAGUAUAUUUACAAUUAGGACCAAGGCAAAACAGUAGUUUUCGAGGAGAAACACAACGUCAGUGUAAAAUACUUUAAAGUUGCGUGAUACUGGAGCAGAAAAGAAAGACUCUAAGAAAUGGUAAAUUAAAAAUGGGAGAGUAGCUCUGUAUCGCGUACAUCAAUUCUGUGUUUCCGUGGUCUUACGCACAGGAGACUUAAAUUACGCUUAUCACCAGCAUGAGGGAGCAAUGGCAUUGGUAACGCAUUCUUCGGUAUGAUGACGCUUUUUGUGAUAAACUUUCCUUUCACGCUUGGACAAAUGAAUAUUUUAGCGGUUUCUUUGGUUCAAGAGACCUUUUGAAAAACGUUACAUUUCAAAAAUAAGAAUGGAAAUUAUGAGAGCACUUUUUCUGACCACUAUCGUAAAUGGCAUGACUUAAGAGAAGUCAGGUUCUAGCGAGACACGUGGAAAAUAGAAAAAUAGCUUUUAUUUCAUUAAAAAUAACAAAAAGUUA